AGUAGAGAAUUCCGCCCUUCGCUCAGAUACCUCCAUGGCAGCAAUUUACUCGGGUAUUCACCUGAAACUGAAAAGUCCAAAGACAUCUUGGGAGGACAAGCUUAAGUUGGCUCAGUUUGCGUGGAUUUCUCAUCAGUGUUUUCUUCCUAACAAAGAACAAGUCUUACUAGAUUGGGUGAGUCACACCUUGGUUUCAUUUUACAACAAGAAACUUGAAUUGCCAGAUGAAAUUACUGAGAAGCUUUGGGUGUACUUGGACAGCAUUAUUCAUAGCAGAAAACUGCAGGGCCUUUUCAAGGAUGGAAAAACCAUAACUCUCCGUUUCUCAAUUGCACAGGUUAUUAAUGAAAGUCUUUCUACUUUUUACACUCAAAAAAAGCUGAAGAACCUUAGCAUAUUGCUAAGCUGUUGUAGUGGCAUCCUUUCCUCACCUCCUCUCGCAAUAGUUUAUACUACAAAAUUUGAGCUAUUGGUGGAUCUUCUGUGUAAGUUGUCCCACAUAGCAUGUCAGCAGUUUUUAUCAGAAGACAUUGUGUCCUCCCAACUGUUUGAAGUCCUUCAGUUGACAUUUGGGCAGUAUCUUCUGGUCCAGAAGCAGCAGGCCAAUGCAAAUCGUGUAUUUGGACAAGUGACAAAACGCCUGCUCCAACCAUGUUUGCUCCUCAGACAUUUGCUCACAACUGGGGUGCAGUCGCAGACAAAUGACGAUGGCCAUACACAGCAACAUCUGAGUAGAGAGAUCCGGAACCACAUAGAAGCCUUGCUACGAGUUGCUGUUUUUACACCAGAGCUUCUGCAGUCCUACACAGAAGAGUUGGCACCAGAGAAGGACUCUCAUAAAAUCAAGAAAGGGAGUAUGAAACAUCUGCUGUUGCCAGUCAAUACAAUCCAGUCUGUGUUAGGGGAUCCGAAUAUUUGUCAACCAGCAAUUCAUGGGAAAAUGGUUGCAAAUUCAGUGCCUUUUCUUUUUAAGCUCUUUUUAGAAUCUUAUAACAAAACUGAGAACCAUCUUCUCUGUUUUCAUAUGCUCACUAAACUUUUCCAGUGCCUGAAGAUUUCCCAUCUGCAAGGAGAUCUUUGGAACAAUGCACUUUCUUCAGCAGAAUGGAGCUCAGAUCUCCUUGCCAUGGAACAGCUUCUACAUUUGGUGCUAAGCAGCGGCAUCUAUAAUGUUGCCGCUGACAGGAUUCGACACAAGGAACUCCAGUUCCAUUUUUACCAACAAUUGGCACAGUUACUGGUGAAUCAUCCACAGGGUGCCAUUCCUGCCUGGUUUAGGUGCCUCAAUGCUUUGAUCUCUUUAAAUCAUUUGAUCUUGGAACCUGAUUUGGAUGACUUACUGGCCUCGGCUUGGAUUGAUGCGGAGGUCUCUGAGCCACGUACAAAAAAGGCCCAGGAGUCUCUCGUUGGUGCUCUUUUCCACUCUUACACCAAGUUGCGGCAGUUCCCAAAACUCUUUGAAGAGGUCCUCGGUGUGGUGUGCCGUCCAGCUGCUGAAGAAUUAAGGCUUCCGAUUCUGCCUGCCGGCAUCAAGAACAAGUUGUGUGAGUGCCUGCAGGAUCUACCACCCAGUCAAAUACUGGAUGUCAUGUCUCUCAUACUGGAGAAGUGUCGUACUGUCAUUAUUCCUGAUCUCAGAGGUGAUUCUGAUUUGGCCUUGAAGCUUCAUUCUAUGAGCACACUUCUGCAUUCUGUUCUUUUCCAUAUGACGAGCUUGGAUGAUUCCACUCCAUUACCUAUUGUGCGUCGGGCUCAGAGUUUGUUGGAGACAGUUCAGGUGGAGGUCUUCCAGGUUUUGUUCAAUCUGCUCAAGAAUGUCCAUACAGAAAAAGCAGAACUGGAAGUUUGGGCAGAGAAAGUUGGUGACUCAUUGCUUCUCCUUGCUUGCACCUGGGUAGCAACUGAUACACUUUUUGGGUUGAAUUGCAGACAUUAUAUUUCUCCCCUUGCCAAAGCAAAUGUUACCCUUGCUGAUUCCACUGUAGAUGUCUUGGAUUUUUCAACCAUUCUUCCUGGGUUGGAUGUAAAGUCUUGGAAGAAGAUAACCAAACUUCUGAGUUGUGUCUACUCCACAAGUAGAUAUUGCACAGAAUGGCUGAUGCUCCAAAAAAUGAAGAACAUACUGCUGCACACUACCUAUAACAUUGAGCCAUCACACGAGAUUUUGCAGCAUGCUAGUGCUUUCAUCCUGGAGUCUGGAAAAUCUUUCUUCAAUGGAGAGGAGGCUGAGCCCUGGGAUGGCAGUGCAGGCUCCAUAACAAGUCUCUCUUAUCCUGCUGCACACUGGCACCUUGUAGUUUCAAAUCUUCCAGUUCUGUUUCCCUACCUUUCUUUGAGCAACACACAGUAUGUUGCAGGUAUGCUUCUGAAGACUUUGUUAGUGAACAAAAUGCAGACAUCAUCAGAUGAUGACAGUUUCUUCAUCACAGUUGAGAAAGUGUCCAAAGACUUGCUAUGCAGUUCUCUUCUUCCAGAAAUGUGUGUGCUGCACUCAUCUUUCUUCAGCCAGAUCAUUCAGCAUUCUGCUGGAGUGCUCUUGCCUGUAGGACAAAGUAUUGUCAACCAGCCUCUUCAACAGCUGUCUGCAGAAAAUAUUCCCUGGUGUGAUAGCACAGGGCCUAGUGAUGACCCUUCUGUGUGCUGGGCAGCAAUGGAGAAAGUUGCUCAGAAUAUACUAUCGCUAGUAAAGAACAGAUCUUUCAUUACUUUGGAAGAAGACCACAUUGAAAAGCUUUUGGAUUUACUAGAGAUAAUUGCAGCAUUGCAUUUAGAUAGUCUUUCCCCUCUGGACCACACGCGGUGCUUCCUUUUGUUGAUCUCCUUGGCUGUCAAUACUAGAGCAGCUUGCAGUGAAACUUUGUCUUUGAAGUUCUUGAUAACCUGCUUCCAUCUCCUAGCACAGUUGCAGACCAGCAGAAAUGCAAACUCAUCCUUUAAGGUUUUCUAUGUUAGUGAUGUCCUUGAAGCUGUCCUGACCUCUAUGUUUGUAGCCUGUGAGACUUUUUCCAGCAUAUUUAAGACCAGUGCAUGGGAUGACUUUCUUCACAGUAUCCAAACCUUUUUGGAAUACUAUCUUCAGCUCAUGUUUGAAAGAAGGCAAAGUGUGAAACUAAACCUGGAAAAGUUCAUGUCAUUCCUAGCAACUUGCCAGCCAUAUGCAACCAACAAAAAACACUCCAAAUGUUGGAGUCCUGCAGCUGACCAGCUUCUUCUAGUGGCCCUGACUGCUCAGUGUCAUACUCUAACUUUAUACCUCCAGCAGCAGCAUGGGAAGCCCCAGGUGUUGGAAACACGGCUAAAUUUGCUUGAACAAGCAGUACAGAAGGCAGGGGCCACCAUUGAGUUCUGCCUUCGAAACAGCCCCAGAGGCCAACCUUUGCCUGUUACAUUCAUACCAUGCAUUACGACCCUUCUGAAAGCGGAUUCCUGUUAUGUUCAUUUGGUAGGCCUUGUGUCUGGGGAGAGUGAGCCAGAAAGUCCAAUGAAGCCAGACAAAGCACAGAAGCUUUCGCAUAGUGAACUGUACAAACAGUUUUAUGUACAAAUAUUAAAAGAACUUGAUUUGGCAAGUGGCAAUAUCCAAUUCCUUCACUCUUCACUUCAAUUCUUAACUGUUUUCUGCUCCAUGCCAGAGAUGUAUUCUGCACAAGUUACUCCUGUUGCUGUAUUUCACUCUAUCAGAAAAUUACUAAUGGGUCCUGGAGUCCAGUUUAUUCAAGAUCUAGAAGUCCAGCUGACAGAACUGAUGACCCAGUUGAUGGAGAAGUGUACCACUGACGACUUUUGUACUGUCUUGAGGCUCUUGCUUGAAGAUCUAGAUGUCAGCAACAUUUGGAAACAAAAUUCUGAAGCAGUAUUGGCAGCUGUCACUCUAACCAAAGUGCUGCUCGGUUGCCCUUUAAGUGGAGAGAAAGAGAAAGCAUUCUGGUUUUCCAGUCCUCAAAUAAUCACAGCUUUAGUUUUGCAAGCCAAAGAAGCACCUCAGGAUGCAGCACUGCUUCCCACCCUCAUUGUGCCUGUGUUAGAGACAGUAGCCAUCCUCCUGAGGCGAGGAGAAGGGAUGCUCUCCAACCCACAUCAUGUUACCCUGGUGUUCAGCAUUCUUCUAACUGUUCCUCUUGAUCAAAGGGAUUAUGGCAGCAUCUUUCUUGGGAUUCAUGAAGUACUUUUUUCCAUACUUCAGUGCCAUCCCAAGGUGAUGCUAAAAGCAGCUCCAUCUUUCUUAAACAGUUUCCAUAGACUGGUAGUUUCAGUUAUGCAUGAAGGAAGACAGAAAGGAAACAAAGGGAUCACAGAUGAAUCUGAAGUGAUACUGAAAUGUGCCCACCUAGUGGAGAGGAUGUAUACUUAUAUUGCUGCAAAAACAGAAGAAUUCACUGUGUUGUCUCCCUUCAUUGUGGCCCAGUAUGUCAUGGAACUGCAGAAGGUGACUCUGCACCCAGCGGUAAAGAAACAUCUAACGGAGGGAAUUUAUCACAUCCUUGAUCUUUGCCUUGAGCGUGAUAUCAAGUUUUUAAAUGCAACUUUACCUGCAGGAGUGAGAGAAGUUUUGAAGGAGCUGUAUCGAGACUACAAUCAUUAUCACAAAUCUCUAAAGCAAGGGGAUGAAAAGUACACAGCAUGAGUGUCUGUACUGCUUUGCCAUCUCACUGUGGAUUAUCAGAAUGACAAACAUUUGCGGUUUGUGAGGGCUCUUUGUAACUUUGGGUAUUUAAGCGAGAUCUGGAAUCCAGAGACCAUCUACAACUAAACUGGCACAUGGGGAACUGUGGCAAACCCAUGCCCUUUGCAAGUGUGUACGUGAAGGCUUGGCUUGCUUUUUGAAAAGGAAAUACUGUUGAAAUGUGUGCAAAUGUGAAGGGUAGGUGCCAGUUCUGUAGAGACAAAGCCCACUUGCUAUUUUUAGGCUAUGUUUGGCUGGACACUGCUUCUGGCGACCACUUUUGGGAGUCAUGGAAAUCCUCCUUUAUGCCAGUAAAGUAAGAGUGAGCCAUAAUCUUCAUGUAAGUCUUCUCUUGUGGCAAAUAAUAACCUUUAAUACUAAACAGUGGAAGAAAAACUUGCCAUUUGGAAACAACAUAAAACUUCUGCAGGUGGAACAUCUAUCUUCUCUCCCUAUAAAUUAGGCAUGGGCAAACUUCACCCUUCCAGGUGUUUUGGACUUCACCUCCCACAACUCCUAUCAGCCGGUAGGAUGGAAGACUUUCUACAAGUCUUACUAAGUGGGGAUUUCUCUGUUGACUCCACGUUUUGAUUGGAGCAGCUCAUGGGUUUUUUCCUCAUUUGUUGUAUUAUUCAUCCAAUAAAUUAGGAAGAAGCAUGGGUCCUGAGGCUGUUAGGAAUUGUGGGAGUUGAAGUCCAAAACACCUGGAGGGAGGGCUUAAGUUUGCCCAGGCCUGGUUUAGACUUAUGUUUGUGUAACUCACUAAAAGACUAUCAGAUUUUUCUUUUUAUAUAUUUAUACUGUGGGGAAAAAUAUUUGUAUUGCACUUGUGCAAAAUUGUCAAUUAAUUACUAAAGACAAUCUUUUUGUAAAAAAAAUGAGCUUGUGUUUCUUCUUUCUUCUUUCUGAUUUUCUUCUCAAAAUAAAUAAUGGAUAAUUUUC
Messenger RNA from Anolis sagrei ordinatus, 5605 nucleotides. RefSeq names its product URB2 ribosome biogenesis homolog (gene URB2). The record is from RefSeq and is a predicted model, not a curated record. Lineage: Eukaryota; Metazoa; Chordata; Lepidosauria; Squamata; Anolidae. Gene Ontology annotation, cellular component: nucleolus. Gene Ontology annotation, biological process: ribosome biogenesis.